AUGAUUGGAGAUCCCGCAUUCAAACUCCCUUGGUACCAAUGGUGGGUGUCCGAACAGAUGCGCAAACUACCCGCGCAUGUUCUCCUGGGUCUCCCGGGCGGUGAUUCUGACGGCGCUUCCGCCGCGGUAAUACUCAAGAUAUGGAGUGAGAUUUGGAGGGCGGUUCUAGUUCCGGAGCCGAGAAGCAUCAACAGCAUCGCCGACAUGCUCACUAGCCGUGGUUUUGUCUAUACUAAAGACAGUUACAAGACCGUCCUAUCAAUCAAAGGUCUCGUCUUUGCUCCUUGGGAAUCGAAUACAAGAAGUCUCCUCGACUUUAUACUUGGCUUUGGGGUAAUGCUACUGACGCCAAACUAUUGCGCCUACGAAAAUGAGGACGCCCGUCUGCUCUUCGACCAGACGAAAAUAAUACGCCCCAGCGACAUCUCGGCGCACGUAUUAAAUAAGCUCUGUGGAGUCAAGUUUGAAUGGGUUGACUCUCUGUCGUGCCAUCUUGAGCUAGACAAGCACUCUGGCACGCUCUAUAUCUACCGGUAUCCCUCAUUUUGUGUCUCACGCCUGCAAGAGCCCAACUCACGGGGUGCGAGGGCAGGCGGCCGAAGGAGCGUUCUUCACGCUUGCGCCUCUGAGAAAAACAGACCCCUGCCGUGGGUAUGUGAUGAGGACAUUGACGGGCUGCUUCAGGAGAUCCUGCUAUCCUACCGUGUGGUAUUCGGCCAGAGCAAGAGAUCAAGAGCGGUGUUUCGAAAACUACAACCUUUUGCCUCCAUCCCAAUGGAGGAGUACGAUUUGGCCAUUCACUUCCCUCACCUCCGGAGUAGGAUCGCCCAGCCGAAUGGCUACGCGUCGCGCAAAAAGCCCCGUUCGCUCCGGCGACUAUGGCAAGAUCGGCGCGAUUCUCCCGCCUAG
Messenger RNA from Xylaria bambusicola, 909 nucleotides. RefSeq lists its product as uncharacterized. The transcript has 3 exons. The coding region runs from base 1 to 909 and encodes 302 amino acids. Lineage: Eukaryota; Fungi; Ascomycota; Sordariomycetes; Xylariales; Xylariaceae. The record is from RefSeq and is a predicted model, not a curated record.